CUCAUACUAUACUCACCACCAAAUAUUCGCCAAAGUAUAAAACAUUACCACCAUUAUUAUAAUGAAAAUUUAUUUUGGUGUUUAAUAAUAAUUCUUAUAGUAUUAUGGCCCCAGUUAGACGACGAGCAAUUACGGAAAAAGAGAAGAAGGAACUUCGAAACUAUUUCUAUAAUAGUUCGGAUAAGCCAACACAAUCAGACCUAAUUUCAUGGUUUAAGCAACGGUUCGACAAAGAUCUUUCACAGCCAUCUGUAUCGCAGAUUUUGUCUUCCCGAUAUAGUUAUCUUGACCAUUUGACCGAUGUAGAUGGAGAUGUGAAGCGGAAUCGACCUGCAAAAUAUCCAAUAUUGGAAAAACUGCUGUUUGAGUGGCAGCAAAGAGCUCAGAGCCAAAACCAGGUUGUCACAGGUGAAGCCAUCAAAGAAACAGCUAGCAAGUUGUGGAAAAAGAUUCCGGAAUACAAAGAUUUAUCCAUGCCUGAGUUUAGCAAUGGGUGGUUAGAAAACUUUAAGCGACGCCAUCAGCAAUUUCAGUCCAGUGUCAAUAAAGAGCAACCGUACUUACUUUUCCAAGGAAAUAUAAUUGAGACAAUUACCAGAAUUGCAGAUAUCACCACUCUGACAGAUCCAGAAAAUGUGUUUGCUCUAUGCGAAAUGGGGCUUUUCUGGAAGCUUACGCCUAGCAAGGUUUAUGCCGUUGAGGAAGUACAAGGAAUGAAACGGGAUAAAGCUCGCGUUACAGCAUUGGUAUGUACGAAUGCCACUGGCACAAGAAAACUUCCAAUGUGGGCCAUAGGUUACUCCCAAAACCCCAAAGCCUUCCGUUCAGCAGCGAUUAAGCCAGACGUAUUAAAUUUUCAUUGGAGAUACAAUGGCCGUGCUUGUUUGACCACAAUAUUGAUUGAAGAAUGGCUUUUAUGGUUCGAUGCUCAAAUGCAAAAUCGUAAAGUGGUACUUUUGCUUGAACGCUCUACUGCAGUUGUCUGUGCUUUAGAGAACUUGCGUAGGACAGGUCGAGACCUAACGAGUACUUCAGUUAUUAUACUUCCUGACCAGCAGGAGAAGCGCUAUAAUCCUUUUGAUUAUGGAAUCACGUUUACUUUGAAAGCUUUUUAUCGAAAAUAUUGGAUUCGCUACAUGCUUGCCCAGAUAGAGCUCGGUAGGAAUCCUCAUAAAACCGUCAAUAUUCUUCAUGCAAUGCGCUGGUUGACAAAAGCGUGGGAGAUUGACAUUUCCCCAGUAUGUAUAUAUAAUAGUUUUUGUCAGAGCAGUGUUCUAAAAACUUUGGAUACUGGUCAACCUGAAUUAUCUUAUCCUGCUGAGGUAGUUAGCGAAAUCCAGAACUCGGUUGUUCGAUUCGAUGCUCGUUCAGCAGAAAACAUUCAAAGCUUUAUUGAUCCCAUAGAGGAACGUCCUCAAGAAGCUGGAAGUGAUGUGCUAACUUAUGUAGCUUCCCAAUUCUUGGCGGACCGAGAUCAGGAAACCGAUGAGGAGGAUGAACCUCGUUUACAAACGACCUUAAAUGGUACUUAUGAAGCAUUAGACUAUUUGAUUAAUUUCGAAGCUCAACGUGAAGGAGGUGAUCCUUCUUUUAUCAUUACUCUUCUCCGUUAUCAAAACACCCUUGAAGAUUGGCAAAAUAAACUACUGAAAUAAAAUGAGAUGGUUUGCUUAGGCUGUUAUUCAACUGGUGAUGAAGAAGUUAUGGAAUUAAAUCUCAUGGAAUAUAUAUACUAUUGCAAUAGAGCGUUCUCAUGCUCAUGGCUGGUCAUAGCGUUUACGAUAAGAUGCAUAAUUUAGAAAUGAACAUUUGUGCUUUGCAUAUACAAUAUGAUUUUUCCUGUCAUUAUAUAAAAAGUACAAAUAAUAUAUAUAUAUAUAUAUAUAUAUUGAAGAGAUGGAACAGACCGGCAGGUUCACGAAAAAGAGGAAAAGGAAGAAUACGCUCAGAUUCGCUUGUUCAUUAAAUUAUUAAAUUCUAAUAAACGUAUCUUUUCUCUCAAUUGUUUUCUGCUAAUAAAAAAAAUCUUAACACUCUAUACACAUUUGAAAUAUAAAAAUUAUGUAUUAUAUCUCUGCACAAAAGCAAGAGGGUUUUACUUUGCAAUACAAUACAAAAACGUUAAAAAUUACAGACCGGCGCUGUCAUAACAUAUUAAUUGGAAUUUUUUCUAUUAUUAAUAACUAAUUCAAUUAAUGAUAGUUUCAUUGUUUCGAAGAGGUCACUUUCCUAAACUUCUUCUUUCCAAAUUUUUGCGCUCUUCAUUUACAACGUCAACUUCAUACCAUAUGGCGACUGAAUUAAAUCGGCCUUCUCAAGUGCCAGAAGUUUCCAACAAAAGAGCAAGAAAACUUUCAAAAAGACGUGCUAAAAAGCCUGUCGAAGAAGGAAGUGCUGGUCAUGUUUUACAAUUAGACAUUGAGAACCUGUUAGAGCAUCCACCUCUGGCUAGCAUACCAUUUGAAAGAUUUCAGGAAAUUGAAGUAAAUAUUGUUUAUUUGAGUUCCUCAGGAGAUGGAAUUGGCCUAGUUUUGGAUGAUCGUUACGCUGUAGUUGUUCCCUUUUCAUUACCUGGGGAUAAAGUGAAAGCUAAACUACACUUUUUGGCUGAUACCUAUGCUCUGGCUGAUUUUCUCCAAGUGUUGGUACCUUCAAAAGAUAGAGAUGACUCCCUAAUUGGAUGUCGAUAUUUUGCAAAAUGCGGAGGUUGCCAAUAUCAAAUGCUUCCUUAUGAAAAACAACUUGAGCAGAAGAAAAAGGUUAUAGAAAAGGCCUUUCGGUACUUUUCAAAGUUGGAUGCUUCAAAACUUCCACAGAUUGAAAACACAAUGGGAAGUCCUUCCCAGUAUAACUAUAGAACCAAGAUUACUCCUCAUUUCGACGUCCCUAAAGGCGGUACGAACGGGCCGUUGACCAUUGGUUUUCAAGAGAAAGGUAGAAGGCGAGUGAUGGAUAUCGAAGAAUGUCCGAUAGCUACCAAGAGCAUUAAUGAGGCCUAUCCAAAGAUCAUAGGCGAGGUUCAAGGACGUGCAUCAACGUACAAGCGAGGAGCUACAAUUCUCAUGCGUGAUUCCGUAAAUAGCAUUGGCGAACAUUCGGUUACCACUGACCACAAAGCUAUUAUCACUGAAUCGUUUGGAAAAUAUAAGUUUGUUUUUCCAGCAGGAGCAUUCUUUCAAAAUAAUAACUCGAUUUUGCCUGACUUUACCGGUUAUGUUAGAAAGCAGUUACUUAAUUCUUUUGGCCGUGAAAGCUAUCAAAAACCAAAGUAUUUUGUAGAUGCUUACUGUGGUUCAGGAUUGUUUAGUAUCGCCUGCUCCGAAGGAUUUGAAUCUGUGAUUGGUGUUGAAAUUUCCGCCGACAGUGUGCAUUAUGCAAAAGAGAAUGCUGAGAGAAAUCAUGUCUCUAAUACAAAAUUCCUAGUUGGUCAAGCGGAAAAAAUCUUUUCAAGCAUUGAGACUCCCUCUGUCGAGACUGCGAUGGUUGUUGAUCCUCCUAGAAAAGGUUGUGAUCAAGCUUUUCUGAACCAACUGUUGGAAUACGGACCGUCCCGUGUUGUUUACAUUUCCUGUAACGUUCAUACUCAAGCUCGAGAUGUUGGCUACGUUCUGCAUCACGAACUUGGUAAACAUUAUCAGAUCGACGAAAUUCGUGGUUUUGACUUGUUUCCACAAUCUCAUCAUGUCGAAAGCAUUUUGACAAUGACAAAACUUAACUAUUGAAUGAAGUAAUUGAUGUUGAAAUCAUCGAUCUCUGCGAUCCUUCCUUUUACCUCCUUUUUGGGCCUUCAGUUCAUGAUUUUCCUCUUGGUCCCUAAAUCCAAAACGAAACAAUGGAAAGACUAUUUACAAGGUCAAAAUCAUUUUGUUAAAUCGAUUGGGAUUGUUUCAGGACCUAAAAUACUGAAUUAUUUGGAAAACCAACCGAAAGAUGUCUCUUUAGACAAAUAUGUACUCGUACCCACUUCAUUUGAAGAAAAUAAUUUACCGCAUGAAAUAAUCAAUAGUCCAGAGCUUCAGAUUAUUCAUAAUGCCUUGUCGCAUACCAUUAUGGAAAAGAAUACCUUGCAGGAGCGCAUAUUGUCUUAUAUAGCUAAAGUCAUUAGAAAAGCGGCAAAAGUGGAACAGUUUCCGGUUCCUAUGAGGUUUGUCAUAUAUCCUCCUAUGGCUCUCCUAUCUCCAAAUAGCUUCUCUACGAAGGAAUGGUUUGACUUCUUUCAGGAAUACAAGGAUACAAAAACAGUUACAAAACUCUUUGCCAUUCUCGCAGACGAGUGGAAAGUAACUCAUAUCGCUUUAAAUGAGCCAAUUCCUAUAAAUGAUGUUAUGAGGAGACCACUGGCUUUGCAACCUCUUUAUGGAGAUUUUGGUAAACCGGUAUAUGGGGAACCCAAAAUAGAAGAUUUUGAAACCGCACUUUGGGUUCAUUGUAGACAAAAUGGAAUCUAUCAGACAUGGGCACCUCUUUACACGAUGUUUUCUCGUGGAAAUGCAAUUGAAAAAGCCAGAGUUUUAAACUUUGAAAAUGUUGCGAAUGAAGUUAUUGCUGAUUUAUAUGCUGGCAUUGGAUAUUUUUCUUUUUCAUAUGCAAAAGGGAAAGCCAAAAGUGUUCUCUGUUGGGAAAUUAAUCCGUGGAGCAUUGAAGCUUUGCGAAGAGCUGCUAUAAUUAAUAAUUGGUCUGUUUGGGUCGUUCGGCAUGAUGAAGAGUACAAUUUUGACGUGGGAUCCCAUCAAAUUGUAGUGUUCCAUGAGAGCAAUGAAUACGCAAAAAGACGUUUGGAAUCCCUGAGUGCUUCGGUCAAACACGUCAAUCUUGGAAUGCUUCCCUCUAGUAAAGAUGCAUGGGACAUGAGCGCCUUAAUUGUUGAGCGAGGACCUGGGUGUUUUAUUCAUGUGCAUGAAAAUGUAAUGGAGGAUCGUAUCGAAAGCUACGGUGAAGAAAUAAACAACGAAUUCAAAAACAAAUUAAAUAUGCAAACUACUUAUCAAGUUAAUCGGGUGAAGUCGUUUUCGCCGAGAGUUUGGCAUAUUGUGUAUGAUAUAAAGACGGUUGAUUGCUGAACAAAAAAUUUUAUAUCAUAGGGCUUUAUUUUUGGGUAAUUGGUUUUGAAAAUAUUAUAUCUUUGUACCAUGAAUAAUUUGUAAGGGUAGGUAAGAGUUAACAAAAGCAA
This is a messenger RNA of Schizosaccharomyces cryophilus OY26, 5170 nucleotides long. RefSeq lists its product as uncharacterized. Gene Ontology annotation, cellular component: nucleus. The record is from RefSeq and is a predicted model, not a curated record. Lineage: Eukaryota; Fungi; Ascomycota; Schizosaccharomycetes; Schizosaccharomycetales; Schizosaccharomycetaceae. The coding region runs from base 105 to 1655 and encodes 516 amino acids. The transcript is spliced from 5 exons. Gene Ontology annotation, molecular function: DNA binding.